CUUUAAUUUUGUCAUUGACGCCCCUCUGGCUUGCAGGUACAUGACUUGGUUUGUUUAUCAUUGAACAGACAGUCUUUCGAAAGAAUGGAGAUCCAAAUCUUGCAUGCCCGGUCAGGAAAAACCCUCACCAAUCUACCAGUAUCAAAGUCAUCCACUAUUUUGGACAUCAAAAAGCAGUAUUACAAAUCAAAUGCUAAAUACUACCCUGAUAGACAAGCAUACCGUACAGAUCCAAAGGGGAAAAGCUUGAAGGAUGAAGAAACAAUCGGGAACUUGAACCUGAAGAAUGGAGAUGCCCUUUACUUCAAGGACCUCGGACCACAAGUUGGAUGGGCCACUGUAUUCCUCACAGAGUAUGCAGGCCCUCUAGUGAUAUAUCUGAUGUUUUAUGCACGACCUGCCUUAAUCUAUGGGGAGUUGGCCGGAUCACCCAGAGCUAACGUUGUCAAUAUAGCAGCCGGGUGUUGGUCAUUCCACUAUGGGAAGAGACUCCUGGAGACAGUGUUCGUUCACAGGUUUUCCCAUGCCACCAUGCCUAUCAUGAAUAUCUUUAGGAACUCGGCAUACUAUUGGGGAUUUGCAGCACUAGUUGCCUACUUUGUGAACCACCCCCUCUACACCACCCCCUCCUAUGGUGACUUGCAGGUGUAUGGUGGGCUGGCUCUCUUUGUGCUAGCAGAGCUGGGUAAUUUCUCCAUCCAUCUGCAUUUCAGCAGGAUGAGACCUAAAGGCAGCAAGGUGAGGAAGAUCCCCUACCCCUGUGGAAACCCAUUCACCGCCCUGUUCAACUUUGUAUCCUGUCCAAACUACACAUACGAGGCCCUGGCUUGGAUUGGAUUCUCUGUCAUGACUCAAUGCUUACCAGCUGCGAUGUUCACCAUAUGUGGAUUCUAUCAGAUGACUGUUUGGGCUAUUGGCAAACACAAGAACUACAAAAAGGAGUUCCCAAACUACCCAAGGGGCAGGAAGAGCAUUAUUCCAUUUCUUAUUUAAAAUGUCUUUGGAAGACAGAUGUUGUUUCAAAUCCAAAUUGAGGGUACAUGUUCUUUAAAUUUUGUUAUUGUUUUACUUCUGAUUAUAGCGAGUGCACACCUGUUUUCAUGUUUGAAGUGUCAAUACAAUCAAGUUGAAAUCCUUCUGCAUGUACUUAAUUUUAAGAUUCUGGCCCCAAUUUCUCAAAAAGUCCAUAAUAACAGGAUUAACCUAAUCCCACUAUUUUUGUUUCCCUAUAAUUUGUGUAAAAAUUAGAGAUUUUAGACUAUAAACAGGAAUUAUGUUUAUUUUGUAUGUUUUUUUUUUGUUAAGUGAAAUAAGCUACUUAAACAUGUAAAGCUUAAGAAGUUUCGAGAAAUUGGAGCCUGUGUUGUUAACUUUUAUACAAAUAAUAAUACCCAUAUAAAUCUAUGGUUUAAGAAAGGAACUUCAGCGAACACAAAAGGUUAUUUUUUAACCAUGACUUAUUCUGUUUUAGCAUAACUGUAUUCUAGAAUUCAUUAUUAAAUUCUUUUAAAGUCAAGUGUAAUUGCAGUCUUUGUGUGUAAUUCUGUCUUUGAAAUAUGAAUAUGUUUUCAUACUUUUUUACCAUUUAAGUAUUGAUUGUUAGAUCACUUUUAAUAUAUUGUCUCUGAAAAUAAAUUGCUCAAAUGAGA
Molecule: messenger RNA, 1649 nt
Organism: Mya arenaria
Lineage: Eukaryota; Metazoa; Mollusca; Bivalvia; Myida; Myidae
Product: very-long-chain enoyl-CoA reductase-like
Exons: 11
Coding region: 85-993 (302 amino acids)
Biological process (GO): very long-chain fatty acid biosynthetic process
Molecular function (GO): oxidoreductase activity, acting on the CH-CH group of donors; protein binding
Source: RefSeq, a predicted model, not a curated record